This is a messenger RNA of Paraglomus occultum, 310 nucleotides long. The record is from the annotation of a GenBank genome assembly. Lineage: Eukaryota; Fungi; Glomeromycota; Glomeromycetes; Paraglomerales; Paraglomeraceae.
AUGGAACCGACAGAAGAACUUAUUUCUAUAUUUUGCGCGAAUCAGACCCAAUAUCUCUGCCCUCCCACCUUGACCGAAGCAAAUACAGACAUGGCUACACUCUGUGCGAAUCAGACGGAAUGCCUCUGCUCUCCCACCUUGACCGAAGCAAAUACAGGCAUGGCUACACGUUGUGCGGAUCAGACCCAAUACCUCUGCUCUCCCACCUUGACCGAAGCAAAUACAGACAUGGCUACAAUUUGUGCGAAUCAGACCGAAUACCUCUGCUCUCCCACCUUGACCGAAGCAAAUACAGACAUGGCUACAAUUU